AUGAAGGGCAACAAAGGACCUGUUGGUGAUAAAGGACCUGAAGGUGGCAAGGGACCUGGUGGAAAUUCUCAACCUAAAGGACCUAAUGGCGAUAAAGGGCUAAGCGGCGAGAAAGGAAUGAAGGGCAACAAAGGACCUGUUGGUGAAAAAGGACCUGAAGGUGGCAAGGGACCUGGUGGAAAUUCUCAACCUAAAGGACCUAAUGGCGAUAAAGGGCAAAGCGGCGAGAAAGGAAUGAAGGGCAACAAAGGACCUGUUGGUGAUAAAGGACCUAAAGGUGGCAAGGGACCUGGUGGAAAUUCUCAACCUAAAGGACCUAAUGGCGAUAAAGGGCAAAGCGGCGAGAAAGGAAUGAAGGGCAACAAAGGACCUGUUGGUGAUAAAGGACCUAAAGGUGGCAAGGGACCUGGUGGAAAUUCUCAACCUAAAGGACCUAAUGGCGAUAAAGGGCUAAGCGGCGAGAAAGGAAUGAAGGGCAACAACAAAGGACCUGAGAAGGUGGCAAGGGACCUGGUGGAAAUUCUCAACCUAAAGGACCUAAUGGCGAUAAAGGGCUAA
This is a messenger RNA of Parnassius apollo (apollo), 558 nucleotides long. The record is from the annotation of a GenBank genome assembly. NCBI's taxonomy places the organism in Eukaryota, Metazoa, Arthropoda, Insecta, Lepidoptera, Papilionidae.